Punctularia strigosozonata HHB-11173 SS5 is the source of this 756-nucleotide messenger RNA. RefSeq lists its product as uncharacterized. Lineage: Eukaryota; Fungi; Basidiomycota; Agaricomycetes; Corticiales; Punctulariaceae. Bases 46 to 612 code for a protein of 188 amino acids. The transcript has 6 exons. The record is from RefSeq and is a predicted model, not a curated record.
CGCGACCGCGAACGGCUAGAUACCUCGACGUUAACGGCAUCCAACAUGUCCAAGCAGCAACCCUCGAACUUUCCACCAGGCGCACCUCCCAAGCAUCUCAUUGAUUUCAGCAAGGCCCUCGCGGGAGAGGUUCGCAUUCUCCUCGAGGAAGUGGGCAAGCUGCGAGAUGAACGGCGCGCACUUCAAUUUGAGAUAGCUGAGCUCAUGGCCCUGAAGUCUAAGCACGGCGCCGGCGGUGAAUACUCGCCGGGCUGGAUGCCAAAGCCGGAUGAGCAGCCAGCAGCAUUGCCACCUCCCGAAGAAGCGCCUCCCGAGGGAGAUGGAGUACCCCCAGCACCUGCGAGACCUGCUUGGCGUAUCGUCCACAAACGCAAGGAGCGCCAACCUAAGCGCAUCACCCAAGGGGCCGACACUCCCGCGUCGCCUCGCUCUGCACCGGCCCCCGUACCUGUCACUCCCGCUCCCGCACCUGCUCCCAAUUUGCCUGCAUGGGCGCAAUGGCGACCCAAUCCCAAUCUGUCGAUGCCAAUGCCCCAGCGAGAGAUGGCCGUAGCGGCACCGCCUCCUCGUCCUGGCCUCUUUGGACCCCCUUCUCCUCCGCCUCAGGCUUAAUCUGAUCACGGCUCUUGAUAUCUUUCCAGGUUUUACUCCUCUUGCCCCGGUUUCCACCGUCUUUUUGCAUAUGUUUGGCCCACUUGAUCUUUGCCCGCGUUAUCAUCUCCUAACCUUGUCUCUACUAUGGCCGGAUAAAUGUAC